Messenger RNA from Clarias gariepinus (North African catfish), 1503 nucleotides. RefSeq names its product charged multivesicular body protein 2A (gene chmp2a). Gene Ontology annotation, cellular component: multivesicular body; ESCRT III complex. Lineage: Eukaryota; Metazoa; Chordata; Actinopteri; Siluriformes; Clariidae. Gene Ontology annotation, biological process: late endosome to vacuole transport; endosome transport via multivesicular body sorting pathway; protein transport. The record is from RefSeq and is a predicted model, not a curated record. The transcript is spliced from 6 exons. The coding region runs from base 157 to 819 and encodes 220 amino acids.
CGUCAUAUGAACCGAUUACAUGCGGAAGUAAAAUAAGGAAAACAAACGAGCCAUUAACUCGUAGUUUAGGGGCAGCGAGCGAAACUGGCCUCUGGUUCGACAGGUUAGGUAGCAAUCUCUCCUGGACAUUAAGACUGAAAAACAACAAAAAUAAAGAUGGAGUUCUUAUUUGGGCGGAGAAAGACCCCAGAGGAGAUGCUAAGACAGAAUCAGAGAGCACUGAACAGAGCCAUGAGAGAGUUAGACAGAGAGCGCCAGCGGAUGGAGCAGCAGGAAAAGAAAAUCAUAGCUGAUAUUAAGAAAAUGGCGAAACAAGGACAGAUGGACGCUGUUAAGAUCAUGGCUAAGGACUUGGUCCGCACAAGGAGAUACGUAAAGAAGUUCAUCAUGAUGAGAGCCAACAUCCAAGCAGUCAGUCUUAAAAUCCAAACCCUCAAGUCAAACAACAGCAUGGCACAAGCCAUGAAGGGGGUCACCAAAGCCAUGGCCACAAUGAACAAACAGUUAAAGUUGCCACAAAUUCAAAAGAUCAUGAUGGAGUUUGAGCGCCAAAGUGAGAUUAUGGACAUGAAGGAAGAAAUGAUGACUGAUGCAAUUGAUGAUGCAAUGGGAACUGAGGAUGAUGAAGAGGAAAGUGAUGCUGUGGUUUCCCAAGUGCUGGAUGAGUUGGGUCUGAAUCUUUCAGAUGAACUUUCAAACCUGCCACCUACUGGGGGAAGUCUUUCAACUGCUGCUGGGAAGAAAGCUGAGCCACAGGCAACUUUGGCUGAUGCAGAUGCUGACCUGGAGGAAAGACUAAAUAACCUCAAAAGAGACUGAAGGAGACAAUGUUAGGUUAAGGCUUUAGUGUGGAAACGUGCAUAAAGUUUUCUAACAGGUUGCUAUAGUGUUCAGACAGUGACAAAUGGACACUCCAGUGUUGGAUUAGUGUCUUUUUUUUGUUUCUUUGCUUUAAGCAUUCUUAUAUGAAUGCUUGUAUUCAUUUUUUCUACUGUAAAUGUGCUGUCUGAUGUUAUUCUACCAAACAAGCGCUCAAAACAAAGAUUUUACCCUUAAACAGUUUUCAGCACUUUGCUGGCACUAGCUAAGGUCUAAACACUAAGUACUACUUUGAAAAUUAUCGGCUGUUUAGUUAUUGAAAUAAACAUGAAUAAAGCUGUUAUUUUAUACAGGUGAUUUCACAGUUAUACAAUUGUGGUUUUGUUACAGCACUGUAAUUCUUCCAUGGCUGGUGGUUUGUAAGUUAAUUAUAAUGUUUAACCUCUGGUUAUUAUGACAUGAUUAGCAGAAAAUCUUUUGCUACCUUUUUUCUGAAUGUUUUACACACUCUAUAUAAUAGGCAAUUAGGUUUUAUGUAUCUAAAAUUUAAAUUCUUAAUUUUACUUAAAAUUAAGUCAAACAGACAGAUAAAUAAAGGAUUGCUGGUGUACUUUAGUAAUAUAAUGAAAUGAAAGGGGGAUGUUUUGCCUUGUUUUCUUUCUUAAUAAAUAUUUUUCACAAUUA